GGGCGCUUGGUGAUGUAAUCGUCGGCGGCGGCGGUGUCUAUCCCACACUCGACACACACAGGAAAAGAUAUGACUGUGGAAAUGAAAAACGUCGUCGUUGUUUGGCAAUAAACUGAUUUGUCACAAUUAAAAUAUUUAAAGAUUGAAAGGUCUUCAAGUAGAAGUGCUCCCAUGUUACAUGUUUCUUGGAUAAUUGAAAAUCUGUAAUAUCAUCUGGAAUAGAAGAAGUAGUAGUCGUAACUUUUAAUUUACUCGUUUACAAAUGGCACCAGUAUGUUAUGAUACUGCAUAAAACGUUUAGAAUUAUGCUAUAUAUAUUUUUUUGAAGAAGAAGAUAUUUUUUACAAAAAGCUUAGAACUUUUUCCAAAAAAUAAUGUCAAACCGGCCUGGGGGUAGAGGGCAGAACCCUCAUGGACUGAAACUCACUAAUCUAGAUGACAUAUGGGAUGAUCUUCGUGCUGGUAUACAGCACGUAUACAAACGCCAGAGUAUGGCACGCAAGCGGUACAUGGAGCUAUACACACAUGUUUACAACUACUGCACAAAUGUACACUCACUCCAGAACAGGUCGUCCUCAUCAGCUAAGAGCAAGAAAGGGUCAAACACUGGCGGAGCACAGUUUGUUGGCUUAGAACUGUACAAAAGAUUGAAGGAUUUCUUAAAGACAUACUUAAGCAAUUUACUAGAGGAUGGAGCUGAUUUGAUGGAUGAGUCUGUUCUCAACUUUUAUACCAAGCAAUGGGAGGAGUACCAAUUUUCCAGCCGCGUGCUAAAUGGAGUGUGCGCCUACUUGAACCGACAUUGGGUACGGCGUGAAUGCGAUGAGGGACGCAAGGGCAUUUUUGAGAUAUAUUCUUUGGCAUUAGUAACAUGGAGGGAUCAAUUAUUCAAGCCUCUACACAAGCAGGUGACAAAUGCAGUGCUGAAGCUGAUAGAACGAGAACGUCAGGGUGAAACCAUCAAUACAAGUCUCAUAAGUGGUGUUAUUCAGUGCUAUGUUGAGCUCGGUUUGAAUGAAGAAGAGCCAGCAAGCCGUGGUCUUACGCUGAGUGUGUACAAGGACUCGUUUGAAACACAGUUUCUGCAAGAGACUGAACGGUUCUAUGGUUCAGAAAGUGCUGAAUUUCUACGCCAGAAUCCAGUCACAGAGUACAUGAAGAAGGCUGAUUCUAGGCUUAUGGAAGAACGUAGGCGUGUUCAAGUCUACCUCCACGAAAGCACGCACGAUGAGCUCGCAAAGAGAUGUGAGCAUGUGCUCAUAGAAAAGCAUCUUGAAAUAUUUCGCUCUGAGUUUCAAAACUUAUUAGAUGAUGACAAGAAUCAAGAUUUGGAGCGUAUGUACAGACUUGUAUCCCGUAUUCAUGAGGGGUUAGGAGAAUUGAAGAACUUGUUGGAGCAACAUAUAUACAGCCAAGGUCUAACAGCUAUAGAAAAAUGUGGUGAUACUGCCCUCAAUGAGCCAAAACAGUAUGUGCAGACAAUAUUAGAUGUUCACAGAAAAUACAAUGCUCUUGUUCUAUCAUCCUUCAAUAAUGAUGCAGGCUUUGUUGCUGCUCUGGAUAAGGCCUGUGGCCGAUUCAUUAAUAGCAAUGCAGUUACCAAGAUGGCCAAUAGUUCGAGUAAAUCUCCUGAGUUGUUGGCCCGCUACUGCGAUUCCCUUCUACGGAAAAGCUCCAAGAACCCUGAAGAAGCUGAACUAGAGGACACUCUCAAUCAAGUGGCUGAUUCUAGGCUUAUGGAAGAACGUAGGCGUGUUCAAGUCUACCUCCACGAAAGCACGCACGAUGAGCUCGCAAAGAGAUGUGAGCAUGUGCUCAUAGAAAAGCAUCUUGAAAUAUUUCGCUCUGAGUUUCAAAACUUAUUAGAUGAUGACAAGAAUCAAGUAUCGUAUUUAUUUUUAUCACAACAGGCUGCAAUUGUAAGAAUCAUGAAGAUGCGUAAAGUUCUGAAGCACCAGCAACUGUUGAGUGAGGUGCUAACUCAGUUAUCAAGCCGCUUCAAACCUAGGGUUCCCGUUAUUAAGAAAUGCAUCGAUAUACUGAUAGAAAAAGAGUAUUUAGAAAGAGUGGAUGGUGAGAAAGACACAUAUAGUUACCUUGCUUAAAUUCUUUGGUGAAACACAAAUGCAGGAAUUUCCCCAAUCAUUACUAAUCUCAUCUCUUGAUCAUUCAUCAAGUAAGCUACUGCAAGCCUCAAAGUUUUUAUAUAUAUUUUUUCUAUUUAAAGCAAUUUCUGUGUGUAGAUCCAGUUAUUUUUUAUUAAUUAUUUGAAAGCUUGGCAUUUUCAAGACAACACAACCUGUUGGUGUUAACAUCAGAUGAUGUACUGCCAUUGUAGAGACAACAUAACCUGUUUGUGUUAACAUCAGAAAGGUUACUACCAUGUUGGGAGGGGGGAAUGAUGGCUUAAUGCUUUAGCAGUUGUCAAAUAAAUAUUUCAUGUGUUAUGAUAAAGGUAGUCUCAUAACUGCAGAAACAUGGGUCAUAAAAUAGUUAUAAAAAAAAUAUGUUAAUUUAUCAUCUGAUGAGAGUAAACUGUAAAUCAAAAUAUUCCUGUAGAUAAUGUGAAUAUAAUUAGGAAGAAGUGGAACAAAAUUGGUUAUAUAUACCUAUUAAACAUUGACAAUUUUUAA
Messenger RNA from Anneissia japonica, 2633 nucleotides. RefSeq names its product cullin-1-like. Gene Ontology annotation, cellular component: SCF ubiquitin ligase complex. The transcript is spliced from 14 exons. Gene Ontology annotation, molecular function: ubiquitin protein ligase binding. Gene Ontology annotation, biological process: protein ubiquitination; SCF-dependent proteasomal ubiquitin-dependent protein catabolic process. NCBI's taxonomy places the organism in Eukaryota, Metazoa, Echinodermata, Crinoidea, Comatulida, Comatulidae. The record is from RefSeq and is a predicted model, not a curated record. The coding region runs from base 375 to 2105 and encodes 576 amino acids.